Molecule: messenger RNA, 636 nt
Organism: Prorocentrum cordatum
Lineage: Eukaryota; Dinophyceae; Prorocentrales; Prorocentraceae
Source: the annotation of a GenBank genome assembly
AAGGAGAAGGCCGCCCCCCAGAUACCGAAGAACCCCGCGGACCGCUGGAAGAUUCCCAAGCAGUACGAGGUGAAGCAGCUCAUCGGCUCCGGCUCCUACGGCAGCGUCUGCGAGGCCAGAGACAACAUCAACAACCGGUUGGUUGCCAUCAAGAGGAUUGGGCACCUCUUUGACGACCUGAUCGACUGCAAGCGCAUCCUGCGCGAGGUCGCGAUCCUGCGGAAGUUAGGCCAUGAGAGCGUCGUGCAGAUCUACGACAUAGUGGCGCCCGACAACAUGGAAACGUUUGACGAGCUCUACAUGGUGAUGGAGAUCUGCGACUCCGACCUGAAGAAACUCUGCCGCACGGACGUGCAGCUGGAGCCGAACCACAUCCACACGCUUCUCUACAACCUGCUGGUCGGCAUCAAGUACCUUCACUCCGCAGGCAUCUACCACCGAGACCUGAAGCCAGCGAACUGCCUCGUGAACCAGGACUGCUCCGUGAAGAUCUGCGACUUCGGGCUCUCGCGCGCCAUCGGGGAGUCUGCGCAGGUGCUGGAGGGCCUGCCCAACACCCCCAGGGGCGACGACCAGGAGGGCUCCUCGGCGGGGCGGGCGGGGGCCAGGAUAGGCCACCACCACUGUCAUAGGUAG